CACGUCAGACACAGUGCCAUGUCAGACAAAGUGCCACGUCAGCAACAUGACGGACCUGCCAGGCCAACUGGCCAAUGAGCCCAUUGCCGACUACAAAAAGCGUGUCCAUGCUCAGCUCGCUGCAAUCGAGGCUGAGGAACAACGCCAGCUGGCAGUCAAGGCUGCCCAGCUACAGGCUGAUGAAGCGGCAUCAGCAGAGAAGCUGCGGCUACAGGCCGAAGCAGACGCAGAUGCCCAGGCUCGCCGCAAGGAAGCCCAGGCUCUGCUGCAGCGGCAUGAAGCCAGCAGCAUCGAGAAACUCAAGUACUGGCAUUUUGAACCAAACGGCAACGAGCCAACACUGGAAGAGAAGCAUAAGGAGUUCAUGGCCAAGCUCGUGAGCAGGUUGGUUUACACAUGUAACCACCUACAGUCCGAGCUGGCAAACCUCCAGCGGGCCGUGCGGAACCAAAAGACUCAGCACGAGGAUGCCACACGGGCACUGGAUGCCCGUGUACAUGACUUGGAACAAGUUCCACCAAGACAAGAUGCUGGAGCUUCCAGCAGUGCAUCCUCUAGCCGCCAACUAGAGGAACGUGUUGACCACGUACAGCUGCAGUCGACGAGCGCAGAUGAGAAUCCGAAGAUGUACAAGAUGCCAACUUUCCAACUGGACAAGUUCGACGACUACACACAGCAGGAUCCGGUCCUCUGGUGGGAGGCAUUCACAACGCAACUCAGGAUUCUGCCUGUCGCCAAGCACGCGUACAUCAGCGCCCUGUUCUUGAACUCAAAGGGCGGAUGCCAGACCUGGUUGAGCCACCUGGCAACCUCUCAUGGCGUCGACGUACCGGACUUUAAGGAUAAAAUCACAUGGGAGGAAUUGACACGGCUGUGGAAAAAGCGGUUCAUCGUCGACGACGCGCCGGCUCUUGCUAUCAACCGUCCGUUCACCAUGUCACAGGGCAACACGGCAACCCGGGAUUGGCUCACGGAGUGGCAGAAGAUUGCGGCGGUGCCCAAUUUGGAAUUGGCAUUCACGCAUCUACGCCGUGAGUUCUACAACAGGUCUUGCGCUGCAUUGAGCCAGGCUCUUGUUGAUCACGAGCAGUACUCAACCUUUGCCGAGAUUAUUGACAAAGCAAGGGAGAUCAUCAAGACCAACAGGUCAGCUGCACACGAGAAGUCACCAUGGCAACCGACCUAUGUGGAGAAGGUACGAACUGGUCCGCGACAGCAGCACUUCGCUGCAGUCCAGCAGGACAGUGGAGAUAACCCAGCAGCCACUCCAGCAUCAAGUGACGGAGAUCAGGUUCUGCUGUCCAGCCGCGAAGCAACAACAAGUCCCGCAACAAUGGGAAGGCAAAAUCCGCAUCGCAGGCAGGAAAUGGACAGCCAGUACAAGUUCCAUGGGUCAAGUUUCGCUUGACCGAGGCGGAGUACAAGAUCCACGGCCGCUACGGCAACUGCUAUUGGUGCAACACCACCACUCCCUGUGCCAGGAUC
This is a messenger RNA of Chara braunii, 1485 nucleotides long. The record is from the annotation of a GenBank genome assembly. NCBI's taxonomy places the organism in Eukaryota, Viridiplantae, Streptophyta, Charophyceae, Charales, Characeae.